This is a messenger RNA of Ustilago hordei, 885 nucleotides long. RefSeq lists its product as uncharacterized. Gene Ontology annotation, biological process: negative regulation of DNA-templated transcription. NCBI's taxonomy places the organism in Eukaryota, Fungi, Basidiomycota, Ustilaginomycetes, Ustilaginales, Ustilaginaceae. The record is from RefSeq and is a predicted model, not a curated record. The coding region runs from base 1 to 885 and encodes 294 amino acids. Gene Ontology annotation, molecular function: DNA-binding transcription factor activity. The transcript has a single exon.
AUGGACGCUUCCGAACUCGAGCUAUACAAGACGCAGCUUGCACAAGCAACAACAGCGCUCAAAUCGGAUCCAGACAAUGCAGAUCUGCAAAACCUCAAAAGCGAGCUCGAGAAUCUGAUCAGCCUGACCCAAUCUCUUGUCGAGUCCACCACCGAUGUUACAUCUCAAGCGCAGCAUGCAGGAGCAUCACAACCAGCACCACGAUUGCAGCAGGUGAGACGAAAAGGAAGGGAGAAGGCGCAAUUCACAACAGGUCAAGAAGUGCUAGCUCGGUACUCAGCAGAUCGAGAGUUCUAUCCAGCACGUAUUGUAGCGGUUGCAGGAGAUCCAGCAAGUCCAACCUACACAGUGGUGUACAAGGGAUAUGGUAAUACAGACAUGGUUAAAGCCUCGGCGCUGAAGCCAAUUGAACCGGUCUCUGAACCUCACCAGCCUCCUUCACCAGCCUCCUCUUCAGGCCAUCCUGCUCCGCCCCCUCCUCCUUCGUCCUCAACGUCAGACCCUCCUCCUCCUCCUCCACCAGCAGAUAUGUCGUCAACCCCGUCAUUCGGCCCCACACUACCAUCAGACCUUGCACCACACCCACCGGCAUCACCUCCUCCACCUCCGCCUCCAACCUCAUCUUCACAACCCCCCACAGCACCACCAAUGGACGACAAACAGCGCAAAAAGUAUCGCAACGAGAAGAAACUCGCUCGUCGUGAAGAAAAGUUGGCAAUCCAAUCCUCCAAAGCAGCAUCAUGGCAAAAAUUCGCAAACAAGAAACUCAAACCUAUCUCGCAAUCCAUCUUUCACACACCCGAAAGCGAUCCUUAUGCUAGAGUUGGCGUCACGAAAUCUUCAUCCUCUUCUUCUUUAGGCAAAGGUCGAGAUAGAUUAGGAUGA